Schistosoma curassoni is the source of this 2275-nucleotide messenger RNA. Lineage: Eukaryota; Metazoa; Platyhelminthes; Trematoda; Strigeidida; Schistosomatidae. The record is from the annotation of a GenBank genome assembly.
UCAUCAUAAUACAUUUGAUAAAAGUAAUGUUAAUCAAUAUAUGAAUAAUAAUAAUAAUAAUAAUGCUCAAAAAAUAAUGUUUAAACAUAUUAAAUCUUAUCCUCCAAUACGAAAACUAUCAACUAGGACUAAUAAUAAGAAUAAUAUACUUAAUACUCAUAAUCACCAUUCAUUAAUACCUGUAUUCCAGGGGAAGUUAAUUAGUUCCACUGUUCCGAUGACAGUAAAUACUAUUACUACUACUACUACUACGACGACGACGAUGACGACUACGAUUACGUCUACUAACACUGUCGUAUCUAGUUGUUUGAUGUCAAAUUUAGCAUUGAAAAAGAAUUAUUUAGGUUAUAAUUUAGAUGAACACAACAUAAAACAAAUUAAUAAAUAUACAAGUUUCAAAGAAACUGAUCUAACUCCUAAAUAUUUAGACAAUAUUAAAAGUGCAUCAAUAUCAGAUUUAAGUCAUUCCGGUUUAAGAAUUAAUCAUAAAAUUAUGAAUAAUAAUAAUCAUCAUAAUAAAUCAAUAGAAGUAUCACCUUUAUUGAGUAAAUCAUCAUCUGGAAUAAUCAAGACAGAACUGAAUUCAUUCAGUGAUACAUCCAUUACACUGGAUCCUAUAAAUCAUCAUCCUAAAAUAACAAUUAUUCGUGAAAAUAAUCAUAAUAUAAAAAUGAAUUCAUAUCCAAAAUUACCAAUAACAACUAGAUCAGCUUAUAGAAAAGAUAUCCAAUUACAUAAUAAUAAUACUAAUAAUAGUAAUAUUCCAUCUUACAAAUCAUCAAUUAGUCAAUCUCCAUUAUCAAAUAUAUCUUGUGAAAGUUUACCAAAUGUAAAUAAUUCUAUCAUAAAACAAUUUAAUUCAUCAACAUUAUAUCUGAACAAUAAUGAUAAUAAUAAUAAUUAUUAUAAAAUGAAUGAUAUUACAUGGAAGAUUCCUGAUACGAUAGAACGAUAUAAUUCAAAUGAAGAGAUUGGGGUAGAUCUUUCAACUUCAGAAAAAAUUAUGCAAUAUACUACUAAUAAUACAACUACUACUAUUACUACAACAACAACAACAACAACUACUACUACUACUGCUACUAAUAGUAAUAAUAAUCAAUCAUAUAUAAAUAAAAUUGGUUUAUUGAAACAAUAUGGUCAUUAUAAAUCAACACCAAAUAUAAAUACAACAAUAAAAAAAUCAAGAACACCAAUAAAAUUAACAAAAGUCAAAGAAGAAUAUGUGACACAUAUAGCUAGACCAUUAAAACCGGAAUUCGGUAUAAAUCAUUAUAAUGCAUUCAGUGAACAAGAUUUAUCUGGGAGAAUGAUAAAAUUAAAUGAGAAAGAAAGCAAUCGAAGACAUAGUGAAUUGAAUUAUUUGCAUAGUCCAUAUGAUCAUUAUUCAUAUCAACAUAUAAAUCAAAAGAAAUUAGAUGGUAAUAUUGAUGAUCAUGUUGACAAUGUUCAAUUAACAACAUGGCGACAUAAUAGUUACGACCGAAAUUUAGAUAAGAAAUCAGAUGAGGAUCCUAUUCAACCAAUCAUUAUACAAAGACAUUAUGGUUCAAAUAAUUUCAUUUCAAGUAAACCUUUGGAUAAGAAUAACUUAUUAUGUUCUGAACACCAUAAUUAUCAAUCUAAUCAUUAUUAUACAAAAAAUUUACAUUCAGAAUCUCCAUCAGAUCAUUUUAAUGGUCAUUUAAGCUAUCAUCCAUCUGAAGAAUCAUUAUUAAAUGAUACAAAAGCAUUGAAUGGAUUUAAUAAUAAUCAUGAUUAUUGUAAUUAUUCACAAUCAUUAAAUUAUAAUUACAUAUGUAAUGGAAUUAAUUCUAUGAAUGAUACAAAAUUAAGUGGAAUCUAUAAAAAAAUUAAUCAGAAACAACCUAAUCGUAUAUUACCUAGAAGGCCACGUUCAUUAAUACAAGAUAAUCAUUAUGAUAUUAAUAUUAAUAAUAAUAAUAAUAAUCAUAAUAAUAAUGAUCAAUAUGAUAUAUCCAAUGAAUUACGUAAUAACCAUGGUUACAGUUAUAAUAAUAUUUAUGAUAGUUUACAUAAUAAUACUAAUGAGUACUACAAUUAUAAAGAGUCCACUGAUGAUUUACAUUCGAUUACACCGAAUCUAUUCCGAAAAUAUGAUUCUCAACAAUCAUAUCAUAGUAAUAAUACUAUAAAUGAUAAUAUUAGUAUGAUUACGGAUGGUUAUCAUUCAUAUGAUUAUCGAUGUAAUAAUAAUAAUAAUGAAAUAGUUAAUAAAACACGAACAUGGACAAAAACAGAUCUUGAUGUUGCGUAA